CGCCGUUGGUGUCGGUGUGGUCCUGCCGCCCGCGCCCUUCCGAUUCCGGGACCAGGAGCCGGGGCAGCGAGGAGCCAGCAUCAGCUGUGACACGGAGAGCCAUCCUAUGUGUAUGGACUCUAAGCCUCCAUCAUGGGGCAUAUGCUAUCCAGAGUGUUCGGGAACAAAGAGAUGCGAAUAUUGAUGUUGGGUCUAGAUGCAGCUGGGAAGACCACCAUUUUGUACAAGCUGAAGUUGGGCCAGUCCGUCACCACCAUUCCCACCGUAGGUUUCAAUGUGGAAACUGUGACCUACAAGAAUGUCAAGUUCAAUGUGUGGGACGUUGGUGGCCAGGACAAGAUCCGUCCCCUCUGGCGGCACUAUUAUACAGGCACACAGGGCCUUAUAUUUGUAGUAGACUGUGCUGACCGAGAUCGUAUUGACGAAGCACGGCAAGAGCUGCACCGCAUAAUUAAUGACCGAGAAAUGAGGGAUGCCAUCAUACUAAUUUUCGCCAACAAACAGGACCUGGUGGAUGCCAUGAAGCCACACGAAAUCCAGGAAAAGCUUGGACUAACCCGUAUCAGGGAUAGGAACUGGUACGUCCAGCCGUCAUGUGCCAACACCGGAGAGGGACUCUAUGAGGGCCUCAUGUGGCUAACUUCAAACUACAAAUCUUAAAGUCUUCUUUUUAUGGUGGAAGUUUUUUUUUUUUUCUUAUAUAUUUUUUUUUUCUGUAAUUUUAACGGCUCACUAGAGGAGCUUUAAAGGGAGUAUUCCUUAUCAACCAAAUCUUGGUGGCCCAUUUUGUUAUGUUAUAAGAGUUGAAGGGAGAUUUUGGCGCUGCUGGGCUGCAAAGAACUUGCAGGAUACUGACAGCCCCUUGCGAUAUCUGCCUUAAUUAAUAGUGUAAAGCGGUUAAUACAAAUGAACAUUCGAUCUUCCUUCAGACCUCAGCAGUCACAUCUUUUGUCUGCUCCCCUGUACUGUUAAUGAAAAGGGCUGGUAACCUCGGCAGCAAAAAACCUUGCAACAGCCUGGCAGUAAAAUGAUCUGUUUUUACAUAGGGAAGAUUUAGUGUUACAUUAUCAUGGAUGCAUCCUCUUAUAGUGUAACGCCUCAUACCAGACCUGUGCCUGAACUUUAUAAUGCUUGGCAGAUUGUGUUUUUUCAUCAGCAAAAUCUGUUUAUCGGAUGCCAUUUUCGUUAGUUGAUAAUUAGUCUGAUGUUCAGUGCAUGUUGCAAUUUUCGGGAGCUGAAUUUGGAUUCAUUUACCUAUUAACGCAUUCCUGUACUAGCAUUCCAUAAACCGUUAUUGACUGUUAUUUUUGUAGGUAACAUUCCCCAUCCAUGUUAUUUUAACGGUGCUUCCAAUCUUUCUCUUCAUUCCACUGUUGGUAACAAAAUGCGCCCAUUUAAACGUACCAUUUCGGUAUAGCCAUUUUCUAACAUUGUAUAGGCCUACAGAUCUGUACAAAACGAUGGUCUAAACCGUUUGUCUCCCGAUGCUCAUAUACUGCUACAUGCAAUGAUAACAAAUCCUAUGAGCUAGGUAGACAAGGCAUCUUAAAAAUUAAAAAAUAAAGAGCACUUUUUUUCCCGUUUUGCAAAAACGAUGUCAAUGCCUAAAACUACUUGCUAGCCCCUUGAUUGGAGGAUUAUCUGGCAACGUAUUUUUGUAGAAAUUUGUCUAUCUCUGCCUGUUACAUAUUAUAUGUUUGUUGCUGAGCAGGUAAAAAGAUUGAGUCACAUUUCAUUUUUUUUUUUUUUUUUUUUAAUGGUUUAAUUACUACUAAGUUAUGCUUUUGAAUCUAAAAGUGCUUUAGUGGCUGUCACGCCACUGACCUCUUAAUAUUCUGUUCUUAAUGAAACUCCCUACUUGUGGCAACUAAAUUUGUGGCCAAAGCUCAGUUUAGCCAAUUAUCCUUUUUGAUAAUAAAACAAUGACACAAGUCAAUAUAUUUGCACUUGACUAUAUAAAUCAAGUCUUUGUGAUAAUUUUUUUUCUUCUUUAUAAAAUCACAUCCACUUAGUGGCCUCCGGUAUGGUGUUAAAAUACAGUGUUAAUUGUUGAUUAUGAGGCUGUCCUACUUUAAGAAUACUUAAUUUUGUCUGGCUCAGUCUUCCAGCCUGACAGGCAAUCUUGUCCUGCUGCUAUACCAAUACAUAGGUGAUGUGGCAGGAUGGAAUUCUUACUGACUUAUGUUGCUGAGCUAUGCAGACUCCCCUUGCUGUCUUUUUUUUGCCCCACCUUUCCCCUAUGCCCAAAUGAUAUUCCUAAUCCAGAAUGUUUUACUUCCAAGAUGAUUUUUGUUUAAUGUUGUAUUGCUUAAAAUUUCAACUGAUCAAUAAAAGUUCAACAAUGCAUCCAAA
Messenger RNA from Rana temporaria (common frog), 2352 nucleotides. Its product is annotated as ADP-ribosylation factor 6-like. Gene Ontology annotation, biological process: intracellular protein transport; vesicle-mediated transport. Gene Ontology annotation, cellular component: cytoplasm. Gene Ontology annotation, molecular function: GTPase activity; GTP binding. The transcript has 2 exons. Lineage: Eukaryota; Metazoa; Chordata; Amphibia; Anura; Ranidae. The record is from RefSeq and is a predicted model, not a curated record. The coding region runs from base 133 to 660 and encodes 175 amino acids.